AUGACUAUCAAGCAAAAACCCAACUUCAUUGUGGUGGUAGCCGACGACUUGGGCUUCACUGAUUUAAGCCCUUUUGGAGGUGAGAUCGAAACACCAAACCUCCACAAAUUGGCACUCAAUGGCCUCAGAUUCACUGACUUCCAUACCGCUUCAGCAUGUUCACCAACCAGAUCAAUGCUUCUUUCUGGUACUGACAACCAUAUAGCUGGGUUGGGUCAGAUGGCCGAGACUGCCAGACAUUAUCCUCACCUUUUUGCAGGUAAGCCUGGCUACGAAGGUUAUUUAAAUUACAGAGUGGCCGCUUUGUCUGAAAUUUUGGAAGAUUCUGGCUACUACACUUUCCAGAGUGGAAAGUGGCACUUGGGUCUCACCGAGGACUACUGGCCUUCUAAGCGAGGAUUCCAGAAAUCUUUCACUUUACUUCCUGGUGCUGGUAACCACUUCAAGUACUUCCCCAUUGAUAAGGAGAGUGGUGGACCAGCUAACUUUAUGGCUCCGCUUUUCCAGGAAAAUGGUGUAUCCGUCGAUCCGUAUAGUCUUCCUGAGGACUACUACAGCAGUGACUAUUUCACGACAAAGUUCUUGGAAUUUUUGGGGGAUGACAAGGAAAGAGACCAGCGUCCAUUUUUGGGGUUUUUGACUUACACCGCUCCUCACUGGCCUUUCCAAGCCCCAGAAGAUGUGAUUGCAAAGUACAGAGGUAAGUACGACGGUGGCCCUGAGCAUUUGAGAAGAAAACGUCUAGACAAGGCAUUGGAAUUGGGCAUUAUCCCUGAAGGCGUCAUUCCUCAUGAAGUGAUCACCCAUAGAGACAAGGCAUGGAAGGAUUUGAGUGAGAAGGAGAAGAAGGUUGAAAGCCGGAUCAUGGAAAUUUAUGCUGCGAUGGUCGACAUUGUGGACCAGAACCUCGGCCGAGUUAUUGAGCAGUUGGAGAAAACCAGUGAGCUUGAUAACACCUUUAUUCUAUUCAUGUCUGACAAUGGCGCAGAGGGUAUGAUGAUUGAAGCUCUUCCUCUCACAAAUGCCAACUUCAGUAAAGCGAUUGAGAAGGACUACGACAAUAGUUUCGACAACGUCGGUAAGAAGAAUUCGUUUGUUUGGUAUUCUGACCAAUGGGCACAGGCUGCCACAGCGCCGGCCUACAUGUACAAGGGGUGGGCCAGUGAGGGAGGUAUUCGUUGUCCUUUGAUUAUCCAUCAUCCAAAUGUGAUACCUGAGGGGAAUAGAGGAAAUGUGAAACACGGCUUUGCGACGGUCAUGGAUAUUUUACCUACAAUUUUGGAUUUGGCAGAUGUGCAACACCCUGGUACUGACUUCAGAGGAAGAACUGUGGUGAAGCCAAGAGGUUUGUCGUGGAAGAAGUACAUUACUGGAGAAGCUGAUUUUGCCCAUGACGAGAACUCCGUCACUGGCUGGGAAUUGUUUUCUCAGCAGGCCAUCCGAAAAGGCAAAUGGAAAGCCUUGUUCAUUCCCAAGCCUUUGGGUCCAGGUAAAUGGCAGUUGUUCGAUUUGAAGGCAGAUCCAAGUGAGCGGAUCGAUCUCGCUGAAAAAGAACCCCAGAUCCUCAACGAAUUGCUUGAUCACUGGAGCCAGUACGAGGCCGAGACGGGUUUAGUGAAGUUUGGCGAUGAGAUGUACGAAAAUGCCGACUGGGACCCAAAGAUCUUGUAUCAGUAG
Candidozyma duobushaemuli is the source of this 1677-nucleotide messenger RNA. RefSeq lists its product as uncharacterized. Gene Ontology annotation, molecular function: arylsulfatase activity. The transcript has a single exon. The record is from RefSeq and is a predicted model, not a curated record. Lineage: Eukaryota; Fungi; Ascomycota; Pichiomycetes; Serinales; Metschnikowiaceae. Bases 1 to 1677 code for a protein of 558 amino acids.